Molecule: messenger RNA, 676 nt
Organism: Dryobates pubescens (Downy woodpecker)
Lineage: Eukaryota; Metazoa; Chordata; Aves; Piciformes; Picidae
Product: sucrase-isomaltase, intestinal-like
Exons: 4
Coding region: 1-531 (176 amino acids)
Source: RefSeq, a predicted model, not a curated record
AUGGAAAGGAUAAGGAGUCUGUGCUUCCUGGCUGUUGUGCUAGCAGAAGGUGAUAUGAGGUGUAGCAAUGACAAGCAAACUCUGCUGCACAGCCCAAAAAUGUUAGACCUGAGCUUCAGAUGUUCCUGCAUUAAAGGGGGAAUGUUCCCUGCUGCUCUGACUGCUUUCUCCUCGUGUCCAGUCCUAGGUGGGUGCCUUGGCUCGGGUGAGGACAAUCAGUGUCCCGGGGCUGUGGCGGUGCAGAAGCGCAUUGACUGCCACCCCCAGCCAGGUGCUUCCCAGGAGGCCUGUGAGGCGCGGGGCUGCACCUGGUGUGCUACCGAUGUGGCCAACGCUCCCUGGUGCUUCUUCCCGGAGGACAGUCCCUAUGGCUACUCUGUGGGCGGGAACACCGUGGAGACAAACAAAGGCUGGAGGGUAGCCCUGAACAAACGGCAGGCCCUGUCUCUCUUUGGAAAUGACAUUUCCCCAGUCAUGUUGGAAGUGGAGUUCCAGACAAAAGACAGACUUCGGUUCAGGGUGAGUAUUUGAGGGGAGGGAGGGAACCAUUUAACCAAAUGAAUGCACACUAAUGCACCUGCCUCUUCCUCGCCUUGCUUUAGCUCUAUGAUCCCAACAGAGAGAGGUUUGAAGUCCCACUCAAGAUUGAUUCCCCCGGUGUUACUGCUGAUGAGGC